Messenger RNA from Epinephelus lanceolatus (giant grouper), 3070 nucleotides. Its product is annotated as scaffold protein ILK. Gene Ontology annotation, molecular function: protein binding; ATP binding; protein serine/threonine kinase activity. Gene Ontology annotation, cellular component: focal adhesion; stress fiber. The record is from RefSeq and is a predicted model, not a curated record. NCBI's taxonomy places the organism in Eukaryota, Metazoa, Chordata, Actinopteri, Perciformes, Serranidae. Gene Ontology annotation, biological process: integrin-mediated signaling pathway; protein phosphorylation; substrate adhesion-dependent cell spreading.
CGUUACCACGUACGUACGGCGGCAGUGAGGGUGUGGAUGUCCCACAGCAUUCAAUCUACUGGACACAACACACAACGCUGCUAAUAACUUCUAUUCACCGCAACAGGCGACUGUACCCGGGUUGCCAGAGUGCUGUUUAGUAUCUCUGACUGUGUCGCUCAUUAUCCCAGAUGAGGGACUGAUGCUGGCCAGGAACCUGUUGAACCCCUCGGGUCGCCUCCCUCUUCUGUCCCACUUCAGUUCUGUAUCUACGAUCACGGGUGCACCUUAAGAGAAGGAGAAUACACCAGUCAAAAUGGAUGAUAUCUUCACGCAGUGCCGGGAAGGCAAUGCAGUGGCAGUUCGCUUAUGGUUGGACAAUACGGAGAAUGACCUCAAUCAAGGAGACGACCAUGGCUUCAGCCCUCUCCACUGGGCAUGCAGGGAGGGCCGCUCCAGCGUGGUGGACAUGCUCAUCAUGAGAGGGGCUCGCAUCAACGUCAUGAAUCGCGGGGACGACACGCCUCUGCACCUGGCUUCCAGCCAUGGACAUCGCGAAAUCGUGGGAAAGCUGAUCCAGUGCAAGGCAGACACAAAUGCAGCCAAUGAACAUGGAAACACACCACUGCAUUAUGCCUGCUUCUGGGGCCAAGAUCAAGUGGCUGAGGACCUCGUGACUAAUGGGGCUCAGGUGAGCAUCUGUAACAAAUAUGGGGAAACCCCUCUGGACAAAGCCAAACCUCACUUGCGGGAACUCCUCAAAGAAAAGGCUGAGAAAAUGGGACAGAGCUUGACUAAAAUUCCCUUCAAGGACACGUUCUGGAAAGGCACUACCAGAACUCGACCCCGCAAUGGCACUUUGAACAAACAUGCAGGCAUUGACUACAAACAGCUCGCUCUCCUGGCUAAAAUAAAUGAGAACCAGUCUGGAGAGCUGUGGCAAGGUCGCUGGCAGGGGAAUGAGAUUGUUGUUAAGGUGCUAAAAGUUCGUGACUGGACCACAAGGAAAAGCCGAGACUUCAAUGAGGAAUAUCCCAAACUCAGGAUAUUUUCCCAUCCGAAUGUCCUACCCAUGUUGGGAGCAUGUCAGUCUCCUCCCGCCCCUCACCCCAUCAUCAUCACACACUGGAUGCCUUAUGGCUCUCUCUACAAUGUGCUGCAUGAAGGCACCAACUUUGUGGUGGACCAGACGCAGGCGGUGAAGUUUGCGCUGGACAUUGCUUGUGGAAUGGCUUUCUUGCACACACUUGAACCCAUGAUCCCUCGCCACUAUCUCAACAGCAAGAGCGUUAUGAUAGAUGAAGACAUGACAGCCAGGAUCAGCAUGGCAGAUGUCAAGUUCUCCUUCCAGUGUCCUGGCAGGAUGUACUCACCGGCAUGGGUAGCCCCUGAGGCCCUGCAGAAGAAGCCAGAGGAGAUCAACCGUCGGUCAGCAGACAUGUGGAGCUUUGCUAUUCUGCUGUGGGAGUUAGUGACCAGAGAAGUGCCGUAUGCCGACCUCUCCAACAUGGAAAUUGGCAUGAAGGUUGCCUUGGAGGGUUUGAGGCCCACCAUCCCCCCUGGAAUCUCACCCCACAUUUGCAAGCUCAUGAAGAUAUGCAUGAACGAAGACCCGGCAAAGAGGCCUAAAUUUGACAUGAUUGUGCCAAUUCUGGAAAAAAUGCAGGACAAGUGAUAAACCCCCUCUGCCCUUCUGUGCUGGACUGUUGAAUUGGGGGACAUCUUACCCCAAAUAUCACUCUGAUAUGGUGGUGUGGUGCUUACCAGUAUUGCCUUAAACUCUCACUCUACCGCUGCAUUCAACGCCACUGUAGCUUCUGCUUCUGAGAUGAUUCAGCAGCAGUCACUUCUAUUAUGUUGUUGUUUUUUUUGCAAAGUGCUAUUAAGUUUUUAUUAGUGUCUCCAUCUUUGUCCGCCGUUGCUGUCUUUGCAGGAGCUUAAUAUUGACUGUUCAUUUUCUAAACUGUAAUCAUGUGGACUGAGUACAAUCUUCUUCAAUCCUGUAGACUGAAUAACCUGUGGAGGUCAGCAUGACAGUCUGCCACAUUGCUUCAGUGGAUUUAAGGCCUUAUUUUUCUUAUCUGGAGUGGGCUCACUAUUAAAAAGUCACCCUGUAAGGAAACUGUUCCUCUGUAAAUGGUGGCUCGUAAUAAAACAAACGACAUAUUAACUCGAGCUUGUCUUGUGGGGAAAAGCUAAUGUUAGCAGCAAACUGUAUGCAACUGGGCAAGCAUGACAUGUCUGAAACCAAGCAUUUAAACAACAUGUAAGAAAAUGUAUAUGAAUGAGUGGCGGCCAUGAGAGUACUUAGCAGUGUUGUACCAUUCAGCUUGGCUGUGUAGUGAUGUGUAGAGCUUGACCUGCCUUGAGCAUUGAUUUGUAUCCUGUACAACCUACUGAGAGUGAUGUAAAACCGGUCAUACAAACUUUAUUUUUCAGUGCAGCAAAAAUGGCAUUUGAUCAUUGAGAUUUUGGGAAGAUUACUUUCAAAAUGCAUUGCGAGAUUGCUUAUUUUCUCAUCUGUAUUACAAUAAUGUAAUGUAUUACUGUAAUCUAGUUUAUUUUCAUUAAUUUCCUUUCCCAUUUAUUAGCUGUACUAUUCAACAAAAGUCGGUCUCUUUUUCAAGAUGUCUAAAAGCGUUUCACGCUCAUGUUGAAUACUGGCAAUCUAUGUAAUCCAACACAUAAUACCUUCUUUUCGAUGUAGUGUCAGGAAUGAAUGCGUCAGCCGAGCCUGUAAUUUAUUCAUGGGAAUCACAGGUACAGUUAUAGUUUGUUUUGUCAAGCAUGGGGCCUGCCUUUUCUCCCAAUUUCAUGGCUACAUCAGAAGCAGCCGCCAACAGAAGGUGACUGAGACAUUAAGGGUUGGUGUUAACAUCCUGCAAACUGUCAUAUUGUUUUUUCACUUGAGAUUACUAGAUUACUUCUGACUUUGAAUCAGUCUCAUGGGUUGUUUCUUCUACCUGCAUCGUCUCUGUGCCUCCACCAGCUUGCUCGAAUCACAGGUUGAAGCCAAAAUUAAGAAUGACUUAUACAAAUGUAUGUAUUUAUAUAUAAGUAUAUUAAAAAGGAAAAAUAUGGGCAACAUGAA